This is a messenger RNA of [Candida] anglica, 797 nucleotides long. NCBI's taxonomy places the organism in Eukaryota, Fungi, Ascomycota, Pichiomycetes, Serinales, Debaryomycetaceae. The record is from the annotation of a GenBank genome assembly.
CUCAAACCUUACCUUAUCAACAUAAAUACACACAAUGAACAGAGGUAGAGGCGGAUUCAGAGGUGGCCGCGGUGGCAGAACCGGGCCUUCCCAAUUUCAACAAGGUCCUCCAGACACUGUCUUGGAAAUGGGUACUUUCAUGCAAGCGUGCGAAGGAGAUGUCGUUUGUCGUUCCAUCAACUCUAAGAUUCCUUACUUUAAUGCUCCAAUCUAUUUGGAAAACAAGACUCAAAUCGGUAAGGUUGACGAGAUCUUGGGACCUCUUAACGAAGUUUUCUUCACCAUCAAGCCAUCUGAAGGUGUUCAAGCCGAUUCUUUCAAGGAUGGUGACAAGUUCUACAUUGCCCCAGACAAGUUAUUACCAUUAGAAAGAUUCUUGCCAAAGCCUCCUGUGGUAGGACCAAAGCCAAAGCGUAAGCCUGGUGCUGGUGGUGCCCGUGGUGGUAGAGGUGGCUUCGGUGGCCGUGGUGGUGGCCGUGGUGGUAGAGGUGGAUUCGGUGACAGAGGCGGAAGAGGUGGAUCCCGUGGUGGCUUCGGUGGCCGUGGUGGAUUCGGUGGUGAUAGAGGUGGAAGAGGCGGUAGAGGUGGCUUCGGUGGCCGUGGUGGCUUCGGUGGUGACAGAGGUGGAAGAGGUGGCCGUGGUGGAUUCGGUGGUAGAGGUGGUCGUUUCUAAACUAACCAAUCUGGCCAUUAAAACAUCAACAAUGCACAUACCAUGGAGGGAAUGUACCCUCAUUGUACUGUAACAUCAUCAUUUUUAUUAAACAUUUGUAUAUUGCUUCUAUAAUAAACGCAUG